CAUUGUGUUUGUAGGCUUGUCCCUUGUCACUUUGUGAGUAGCAAACUGUCAAAAGUAGUCAGUAGUCACUAAUUGUCUACAACUAUCUUCCACAUCAGGCUAUACUCAUCAUCUCUCUUCCAAAUAUCUUCUCCUUUUUCCCCACUUUUCUCUCCAUUUUCCUCUUCCUUCUUAAACCCAUCAUCCAAAGAACCCACCUGAAAAUUCUAAAAAAAUUAACAAUUUUAUUGCUUCAAUUAUUGUAUUAUUUCUCAACACUUUAUUGGGCUAUAUAAACCUAUAAAAUAGUUGUACAAACCCCUUUUCAUUCUACUAUUACCUUACAAAAUUGUACUUCAAAAUCUCUUCACAACUUAGUUGUGUUGGUAUUUGUUAACUUUCUAGUUGUGCGGGUAUUUGUUAGUUGUCUUCAAAAUCUCUAACAAUCUAGUUAUGUGGGUAUCUAUGUACUCUAUUUAACAACUUAGUUGUGUGAGUAUCUGUUAACCGUUUAGUUGUGCGAGUAUUUGUUAGCUGUCUUCAAAAUCUCUAACAAUCUAGUUAUGUGGGUAUCUAUUUACUCUAUUUAACAACUUAGUUGUGUGAAUAUCUGUUAAGUGUCUAGUUGUGCUGGUAUUUGUUUGCUAUCUUCAAAAUCCUUUAACAACUAGUUGUGUGGUAUCUUAACUAUCAUCAAAAUCUCUUUUAGAAACUUAGUUGUGUAUCAUUUUAUAGGUAGAAAAACAAGUUUUACUUGCUCUUUUUUCCACAUCACACUUCAAAAUUCAAUCUUUUUCUAGAAAACAAAAAACCCAUUAAAAAAUGCAAGAUCCAUCAUCAUUAUUAGUAUUUCCACAACUAAAACAACCAGAAUUUCCAGAAUUUCCAGAACAAGAACAACUAAAAUGCCCAAGAUGUGAUUCAAAUAAUACCAAAUUCUGCUAUUACAAUAACUAUAAUCUUUCUCAACCUCGCCAUUAUUGUAAAAAUUGCAAAAGAUAUUGGACUAAAGGUGGUUCUCUUAGGAACAUUCCUAUCGGUGGUGGUACCCGCAAAAUCACCAAACGUACCUCUUCAAAACAGCGUUCUUCUACGGAUCCGGGUCCGGAUCUGAACUUGGCAAAGCCAAAAGGAAGCGGGGUGGUGGGUAUCAGUAUGGUAUCAGAAGGGCAAUUUGGUAAUAUGAUACUAGAGGAUAUGGGCUUAAAUGGGUUGAAAACGGGUCAGGGUAAUGGAUCGGAUCUGAAUCUGGGUUUGGAGUUGUUACAUGAGAAUAAUGGUUCAACAUCAGAAGGGUUGAUUUUGGGUGGUGGUGAUCAAUCUUUUUGGAAUGGUACUAAUAAUGGAUGGCCUGAUCUUGCUAUUCACACACCAGGUUCUAAAUUUCAGUAAAAUUAUUUAUGUAUAAUAAAAAUUCUUAUUUAAUAAUAUUUUGAUUUAUAUAGAAGAAAUGGUUUAUUUCUUUUAUGGUUUUGAUUAAUCAUCAAAAAUAGAGUAGUUUAUUUAUUUAUUAUUAUACUAAAUGUACUAUGUUUGUGAUGACUAAUGAGUAAAUGUUUACUUGAGUUAUGUGUUGUCAUAUACAA
This is a messenger RNA of Amaranthus tricolor (Joseph's coat), 1565 nucleotides long. Its product is annotated as dof zinc finger protein DOF3.1. Lineage: Eukaryota; Viridiplantae; Streptophyta; Magnoliopsida; Caryophyllales; Amaranthaceae. The coding region runs from base 802 to 1371 and encodes 189 amino acids. The transcript has a single exon. Gene Ontology annotation, biological process: regulation of DNA-templated transcription. Gene Ontology annotation, molecular function: DNA-binding transcription factor activity; DNA binding. The record is from RefSeq and is a predicted model, not a curated record.